GACAUUUUUAACCACGACCACGACAAAAUUUAUCAAGACAUGACUCAUCCGUUGACACAUUACUACGUAGCCUCAUCCCAUAACACCUAUCUUCUGCAAGACCAACUUCGCGGCCCUUCCAGCGUGGACGCCUACAUCAAUGCACUGAGGAAGGGAUGCCGUUGUGUUGAGCUUGACUGCUGGGAUGGUGAUAAUGGUGAGCCCAUUGUAUACCACGGACACACACUCACAUCGAAAAUCCUUUUCAAAGAUGUCAUACAAGGAAUCAGUAAACACGCUUUUGAAGUUUCGGAGUAAGUUGUCAUUUUGUAUGUGUGUAUUUUUAGAAACUUUGAGCCUGUGGAAGAACUCUUAGAGCGGCCAAAGUCGGGCAUUUAUAAUUCUUUUCUUUAUUCAUCUAAAUUAUAAUAAAAUUAUUUAACAAUCAAUGAAUGAGGCUGAGUAUCUAAUGAAGAAUUAUGGAGAUCGAGGAGGGUGUUAUCCGUCGAGGCCGUAGGCCAAGGCGGAUAACACCCAGCUCCGUAAAUAUUCUCCAAAUUGCAGAUGUCGCCCUCCGAGUUGUCUUCUUGCUGUUUUUGCUAUGUUUUUAGCCAUUAUUUCGCCUAGUUCCAGCUGUAGUUAUUACUCUUGAAACGAGUGAAGUGUCCGCCAUUUUAGUUUUUACAGCGAAAACAACUCAAUCUCGUCCCCAGGUCUUCUCGGUUAACGAUGCGUUAACCUGUAGAAGGCUGCAUUUUUGACGUCACUUCCUCAUUAAUCACAAAAUUCUUCCAAAUUUGGUCAUCAGUAACUGGUUAUGGUGAAUUAUGCGUGUGCUUUUAGCCAAUCAGAAUUGGGUAAAUAUUUUGAAUGAAUAAUAAUAUUAAUUAUUAUUAAGUCUCAAGCUAUGUUCACUCUAAAAUGUGAUAGCCUUUUUUCAUUUUCGAAAACCGUAUCGGAGAGGUAUUUUGCUCACCAAUGAAUUUCUUCUUCUUCUUCAAUUACUUGGCUCCAUCUAUAAAGAUGAUUCUUCAUUCAUUUCGUCCUUACGCAUGCUUCUAGCGGAAGACCUGGUAACACCGCUGCGCACUGAACCUUUACCUCUACUUUCCGUACUGCAAUAAGCGAGGUCACAAUAGUGUGUGCAACCCUGGGGCCGUUUUGUAACGUGCCUGUUCACAUUUUAUCAGAUCGAUUUCUACGCCGCCAAAAAAACUGUUCCGGCCUCGGUGUUUGGUUAUUUUAUCGCCUGUCCGGGUAUCCAGUAAAGAACUUCUUCUCGUUUUUGAUAUACUACUUUUCGGUGUUUAGGUAUAAGAUAAAAUACUCCUUCUCGAGUUUGAUAGGUUACUUACUUACCUGGACAACUGAUGCAACAGUCGAUCCUUCCCGUGUUUGAUAUGUUAUUUAUUUGCCUGGAAAACUUAUGAAACACUUCUUCAGUUCUCGUGUCUGAUAUGUUAUUUCUCGGUGCCUGGAUAUCUGAUGAAACACUCCUUCUUGUUCUUGAUAUAUUAAAUAUCGGUGCCUAGAUACCUGAUGAUACACUCCUUCUCGUAUCUGAUAUGAUAUUUCUUGGUGCAUAGACAUGUGAUAAAACACUCCCUCUCGGGUUUGAUAUGUUAGUUAUCGGUGUCUGGGUAUCAGAUGAAAUACUCCUUCUCUUGUUUGAUAAGUUACUUAUUGGUGCCUGCAUACCUGAUGAAACACUCCAUCAAGUGAAGAGCAAUUGUAACACUCAGAUUUUCACUGCUUUGUAGGUAUCCAGUUAUUCUUUCCCUGGAGAACCACUGCAGCCUCCCAAAUCAAAAGAAAAUGGCAGAAUAUCUCGAAGCAAUUUUGGGCGGUAUCCUUUGUCGACUUCCAAUAUGUUGUACGCUUAAUCAUUGCAUUCUUAUAGAUUUUUAAGUAAGUAAAUCAUUAAUAAAAAGAGAAUAGAAAUAAUCUGGAUAAUCUAAAAGAGGUGUUGGGCGAGUGUAUAGUAAACAGGUGGAGAACGAGUCUAUACCAGUAGCACAGUAAGCACCCUCGAAAGAUUGAAUAUAUAAAAUAUUAACUAUGAGGUCAAUAUUCUAGGGAAUAAUUAUAACUUAGCCCCAGGACCCCACGCCGUUUCGUAGGCUGGGUGUUGACUGAAUUCUUCUGGUAAUCUGAUCAUUUUUCUCGCUGAGUCAGUCGAUUGCUGUUUUCACACCCUCCCUCCCGCCCUGGGGGCUUCCCUUGAGUCCUCAGGGUCUCAGUUCCUUCAUUAAAGACGCCCAAGCAGAUUCACUGGCUUGUUGUUUGCUGAGGUGCGCGGGGAAAACGAGGGAUAAUUAAUCAGAUAAAUAGAAGUUAUAUGUCGAAUGAAUGUGUAAACGAAAAGUUUGAUUGAUUAUAAAGAAGGCAGGAUGUUGUUCCUUGAUUCAGAUAUCGCCUAGAUAUGUUGUACAAAGUGCCUGUAGAUGCCCAGUUUGAUUCUUUCCCAUCUCCAGAAUUCUUCAAGAACAGGAUUCUUAUUAAGGUACUGCAUUGCAUUUUCUCUUGAUUCCAAACCAAACACUCGUACACGUACGUCUUUGUCUUUUGACUCUGGUUUGUGUUGUUAACAAUUGACAUUUUUCUUUUUAGUUUCGUCAAAUGAAGAUAGCGCAGGGCCUUUACAGUUGUCUCCGUGGCAACAAGUUGAACUCAGUCACAGCCCACCAGGGUAGUUUUCCUGACAGGCGCUCGGGUGGAUGUCACGCAUCGCUCCCCGUGCCUACGCGGCUGCUUUAAACCACAAUCCACUUUCCAUUGUUUAAGACGUUUUUAUUUGGACCAAUGAACGCCUUGUUAUUGGAUACGAUGUACCAAUAACAGUAAAGUUUUGCGUCUCGAUGCCUUUUGCAUCAAUAUGUUCUUUUUGUUUAUUUGGCUUUCGCGGGGAAAACCCUGACUCCUCCUUUAACCGGCGAGGGAAAGGAAAUCGUAACGUGACGUUGACCGAAGCUGUGGCUGUGCCACAAUGGUGGAAUUAAUCACCCACGAUUGACUCGACCUGAUAGUUGUUCUCGGCGUAUCUUGCCUUGAUUUCUAAUGUAGGGUUUUAUCACACAGGGCAAGAAAUUAAAACUUGAACACGAGACUGAUGACGAAGACGUCGGUGAUGUAACGGAUGAGGACGAGGCUGCUGAUAUCGAUCAGGAGGCUGCAGCCGCUGUACUGCAGGAAAAGAGUGCUGAGGGCGGAGAUGGACCCUCCACUACUACGUCAACUACCACUGAUACCCCGCCAGUGAAAAAGAAAGAGAAGAAGCCCAAGAAGGUAAUAGUAGAGCAAGUGUAGGGCUUGACAUUAAGUAUAUUUCUUAGUUAUAAUCUCACCGAUUUCCCAACUGGAUAGGGAAUCGCAAAGCUGGCUUAAAGUUUCGAUUACUCCAAGCUACCGUGUCAGCCUCCCUAACUACCAAAUGAUGUGCGUCAUGAUCAUGAAUAUGAUCAGAAUUCAAGCAUUGACUUCUUUCCUCAGUAACUUGCUUUUUGCACGCAAGGGUAAUAUUCACCUCAGGGAUUAACUCAUAGACCAAUCGCGCGUAAGCAUAGAGCUAAUCAAAUUCCUCGCGUUCUAAGUCUUUAUUACGCAAGCAUUAUUCUUUAAUUUGCUCUGAUGAAAAGCUACUUCUCGAAACUUCAGCUUUUAAAUCAUUUCAUGGUGGAAGAUUGACUUUCUCAAUUCAUUUAAUGAAUAAAGGCGAAAAGGUUGCACAGGAAUGUUAACAUAAACAGAGUUAUUGAACGGAACAUAAAUUAUUUUACUUUGCCCGUAACUGAGUUUGUAAAUUAUAACACUGACAUUUGACUCUUUUUCAAUACUGACCCUUAAAACCAAGUACUUCAGACUAACACUUGUUUGCAUAUAUAAUUAUUAUUGUUCAUUCAAAAUAUUUCUCCGUUUGUGAUUGGCUAAAAUCACACGCAUAAUCCAUCAUAACCAGCUACUGUCGACCAAAUUUGGAAGACUUUUGCCACAUGUGAAAAAUGACGUCAAUUGUGCAGCAUAAUUGCCAGAAAACUGAACAGUUACCCGAGAAGACCUGGGGACGAGGUUGAGUUGUUUUGGUAGUAAGUACACAAGGCGGAACAUUUCGCUCAUUUCACGAGGAAGAAAUAGACGAACUAUUGGCUAAAAACAUAUCAAGUACAGCAAGAAGACAACUCGACGGGCAACAUCCGCUAUUUGGAGAAUAUUUGCAGGACUAAACGACCCUUUAUCUCCUAAACUUGCCAAUAAACAGGCAAUUGAAGAUUAGCUUAACAUCGAUACAGGCUAGAACUAGGAAUUGUUUUGAAUGAAUAAUAAAACGAUUAUUGAAUUCGGCUCUCGUAACAUCUAAAGAAUUAUGGAGAUCUCGAAGGGUGUUAUCCGCCUCGCCCACCUUGAUCUUCAUAAUUCUUCAGAUGAUACUCAGCCUUAUCCAAUAAUGGUUAAAUAUCUUUAUAUUAAAACUCUAAACCUUGUUAAUGGGCAUGACUCCUUUUUACUUCUAAACUUUAAUAUAAGCUGCUUUAAACUUUCCGAUAACAAUGGAUCUAGCUAAGGGGCUUUUGGGGUCUACCUCACUCCCCCAGCCCAUCCUUUAAGCACCCCUCGUAUCUUAAGGUAUGAAUGAGCGAGUCCCAAACAUACCUGAAGAUCUGAAUCCGCCAUUGCAUAAACUCGACGAGCUUCUUUUUGCUAUUGAGUGUUUUACUUUUUGCCAUUUUAGUCCAUUUUAUUGUUGCAUGUAUUUAUUAGGAAACUCUGCGCCGAUCUUUUCGUGCCGUUGGUAAAGUGGUGCGUACCGCCGGUAGAUUAAGAGAUGAAACAGAUGUAAGUCAACAUAAAUUUUUUAAACAUUUGUAAAUUUAUUUAAAAAAGAAUANAUAAUUCUUCAGAUGAUACUCAGCCUUAUCCAAUAAUGGUUAAAUAUCUUUAUAUUAAAACUCUAAACCUUGUUAAUGGGCAUGACUCCUUUUUACUUCUAAACUUUAAUAUAAGCUGCUUUAAACUUUCCGAUAACAAUGGAUCUAGCUAAGGGGCUUUUGGGGUCUACCUCACUCCCCCAGCCCAUCCUUUAAGCACCCCUCGUAUCUUAAGGUAUGAAUGAGCGAGUCCCAAACAUACCUGAAGAUCUGAAUCCGCCAUUGCAUAAACUCGACGAGCUUCUUUUUGCUAUUGAGUGUUUUACUUUUUGCCAUUUUAGUCCAUUUUAUUGUUGCAUGUAUUUAUUAGGAAACUCUGCGCCGAUCUUUUCGUGCCGUUGGUAAAGUGGUGCGUACCGCCGGUAGAUUAAGAGAUGAAACAGAUGUAAGUCAACAUAAAUUUUUUAAACAUUUGUAAAUUUAUUUAAAAAAGAAUACUAAAUUUUAAAAUCAUUUGUUCCACAUCUAAACUUAUAAAAUGUAAAUGUUUGCGUUCAACUAGGAUUAACGCCUAAAGACACUUAAACUGCAUUAAACUGCAUGUUAAGAUACACGCGUACGAGAGUUUAUUGUUAGCCGAUUGAGUGCUAAUACAUGGGUUAACAUAAUACAUAAACUAAGGAAAUUCUAAAAGCGGAACUUCCGCUCAAGACUAACCUUCUUUUUGAAACAAUAAUAUUUAAAUCAAUAGGAGAAAAAUAGAAUUGUCCUUAACAUUAAUCUUUUUUGUACUUUAAGAUUUUGUGCAAGCGAAAACAGACUGUCUACUUCAAAUUAUAAACACAAUAAUAUGCUUAAAUUAUAAUAUCAUGACCACCAAAGUUAAUCAAUUCGAAGUUGAAAUUGCGUUGAAAAAAAAUGUGGAAUUUGAGGGAAAAACAAACUGGUGGAGAGAUGUAAAAUUACAAAUUUUCUCAAUUAAUAGACCGUGAGCUGCUUUGUACAAUUCAGGAGACAGUCGCCACCACCCAAAUGAUCAAAACGAGUGACCGAUAAAUAGGCUUAUUUUAAAAGCAAACGUUUCUUAGGUCUGAGAAAAAUCAAAUCAAAUGAAAUAAACACUGUGGUAAAAAAAAACGUCAGAAGAAGGUUGUUUUAAAAAUCUCGUGACACCAAAUCAAAAAUAAAUGACAGAAUGGGCAGAUAAAGGGAAGUUGCGCGCCUUAUGUUUAAACUCAAGGCCACGCUAGCCAAGUCCUAAGCCAACAUUAACACUUACUUCUCACUUAGGGCAAAAUGUUGGCUUAGGGGAGGGGUAGGUGGGCAGUUUCCCAGAAACGUUUAAUGAUCCGUUAUAAGUUAGUAAAAAGCAAUUAAUAUACUUCCAAACUUUUAAGAGAUUUUAUUUUAAAAGUUUGGAAGUAUAUUAAUUGCUUUUUACUUUCUAAUAUUUGGUCACACUUGGAGCAGGGUUAGACAGGUAAUACAAUGUAAAGAAAAUACAUUAUCAAAUCAAAGACUCUAGUAAUGAACAGUAAAAAUUGAUAAUAUUAACUUUUCAAGGGUGACACUUACAAUUACUAAUGACCUAGUGGCUAACAUCGUGGCCCACACGUGAAUAGAAGAAACACAAAUAGUCCAAAUUGAGUAUAACAAUUGCAAGAAUCGCAGCUGGCGGCAGGCAAACCAGUCGGUUGUUUUCAGCUUUACUUACUCACUAAGGAAGGCUGUUCCACAAGACUGAGGCUGCUACCAUUAACGAUCGAUCCCCCAUAAUCUUUUUCGUUUUGAAUCGCGGAUGUUCACGCAAUAUACCAUUAUUGUUUCGACGCAAUUGGUAAUGUGGAGCAGGCAAGAUUGAAACUAAAUUUUUAUUCUAAAUUAUCAUACUCUCUAAUAAUUAACAAUUAUUCUUUGAAAUCGAGGUGAAUAGUGGCAAAAUAUUUACCGAGCCACGAAGUGGCGAGGUAAACAUUCCUAAAGCCACUAUUCACCGAGAUUAAAAAGAAUAAUUGUUUUAGUAUAUACACACGAAGUGAUCUCAACAAAAUCAGAGAGGAAACCAUUCAAGAGUACGAUUUGAUUGACAGAUCGGGUCAGCUAGACACGCGACAGUUUAAAAAUAGGUCUUUGUAGAAUUUUCAAACAUGACAAUUCACAAGCUUAUCACUUCGCAGACAACAGUGUAAUGACUUAAAUGGAACCGCUAAAAGUUUGAAUUGUUUCCUUACCUGGGAAGAAAAGAAGAGCUUUGUUGUUUUCUGUUGACUUGCCAAGUUUAUAGCCGAAAAGGUUUGUUGUGUCGUUCUUCGCAUGAAGUGCUGACAAAAAUGGCGAUUCGGUUCCUCGAGGUAAGACGUAGUCUUCAUGUAGCAUUCUUUCUCGUGUUUACUUGAAACGUAGAAUUUCUGCAAACAGUUGCUUUCAAAUUUGUUUGUCAUAAGUAAACUUCGUUUUUGGGCCAAAUUUUUCUUGUUAGGAAACGCUGAGUUCACGAAACGGCCUCUUCUAGGCGAAUAAACGGGAGUUGCAAACAAUCCAUCGACCACAAAACUCAACUACAGUAAAUGGAAAAACGCCGUUUUGAAUCCUUCGAAGUCUUUUCUUGCCUGAAAAAAAGUCAACCCUAGGAUUUUGUCGACGUUUAAAAGAUCUUUCUCAAGGAAAAUUGGAAAAAAACCGAGUUCACACAUUAUCCACUCGCUAGGAGGUGAAUAUUGUUGAAUAGUCCGAGAUAGCGAACCAAUCAGAUUGCUUAAAUCACCAAGAUCACUGAGUGUGUAUAUACUAAUCCACUUUAGUAUAUACUAAACAGUGGAAAACUACAGUGGAUAGCGUUUUUCGCGCGCUCUGAUUGGCUACUCAAUCAGUGAAUAUCCUGCACUAUUCACUGAUUCACCUCCAGUUCCUCCGAGCGAGCGACGCCAAACUCGCGUAAGUUGCGAGCAAAAUGCCUUCCCGGUUUGCUGCCGUAAACAAACAAAGAAAUUUCACAACUAAUCAAGCAAGCUGUUUCCGAAAUACACGAAGAAGGUGACGAAGUUCGGAUUGGAAGUUUUAACAGGUAAAGCUUUGUCUUUAUGACACGAAUUUAUCGAUAAAACCGGUGAAAAAGUUUUUUGUUUACAAAUGCAAAUUAAGUUUAAGUCUUGGUUACUUUAUUUAGUUGAGUUGUUCAUAGAUAAGCUUAAAACUAAAUUUAAUAAUCUUUUUUUAUAGAAUGAUUUUAAAUACAAAAAGAAUUCACAACUCCUUUUGAAGAAAUUUCCCCGCAAGAGCUAAACAAAUGCCUUCAAAAGUUUUAAUUGUCGGCAAGAAAAAGCGACGGCCGCGACCGCCCGGUCAUUACGCGCCAAAAUUGUUAUCGUUGGCAACAGUAUUUGAGUUAAAAAUCAUCAUUUUUGUGCUCAAUAAUCUCACUGUUUUAGUAUAUACUAAAACAGUUAUUCACCUCAGUGUCGGUGGCUAGUCGUGAACAUUUACCUCACUGCUUCGCAGUUCGGUAAAUAACUACGACUAGCCACCUCCACUUCGGUGCAUAAUUGUUAUUUAUUUUCGUGGUUUAUUUGUCGUAGCGCAUUUGUCAUAUGGGACCACUGUGACUUUUAUUUUCGGUGCUCUUCUGUAUCAUGCUUUGUAAGUAGUAUUAUAUGGACCGAAUUAUCCUUUUUUGAGGUAAACAAACGUGGAUCUUGUCCAUGGGAUUCCAUGUAUUAUGAGAAAUGAUCUUGCACUUUUAGCUGGGCGAAAUGGUCAUUAGUGCCACAUGUGUUUGCCGACAGGAAUCCGAACUCCUCAUUGUUCCUUAUUUCUAACUGUCUUUCUUAUCCUAAUAGGAGGAAAAGAAUGGGAAGAAAACGAACAAGCUUAAAUUGGCAAAAGAGCUUUCCCGCUGUGUAAACUACGUUUCCAGUGUUGGUUUCAAAGGAUUUGAACACGCAAAGCAAAACUGUAAGUGGACAGAGAACAAAGCUUAUAUGAUUGACACGUUCGGAGACAAAUUAGGCAUGUGCAGUAGUAGGGAACAAAUCGAGCGCGGGCAAUCUCGUUCCCAGAGGCCGCGAUCCUUUUGUACAGCGACGGGGAUCACUAUACAAAAGUAACGGAGGCUCUGGGGGCGAGAUUGGAGCGCGGUUCGAGACCUGCUAUUUUAUUACAAAACUUAGAAGAGAUUGAAUCAAAUGGCUGUUCACACGUUCACAUAUGUUAGUUGAUCCAAAUCAAAAAAAAUAAUAAAUGAUAAUUGAAAGUACGUCAAACCUAGCCUCCCCCGCCGACAUUCUUAGGCGUGCCUGGGGAAGGAACGCGUGACGCACGCCUAAGAAUGUCUACGGGGGAGGCUACGUCAAACCAGUCUCUAUGCGAAACAAAGCAGUUCUAGUAAGUUGUACAAAAACAAACUCAGCAGAGUUAGUGUGAACCGAGAGCUUCUUAGGUACAUAAGAUGCAGAAGUGCGUGUUAAACGUGUAUUGGUAGGUUUUGUACUUAAUAAGCCCUUCAAAAAGGAUGCGUUAUAGUGACCGAAACCAAAAUCCUGCGUUAAAUGUGUUUGGGUGGGUUUUGUACUUUAUACUCAGUAGCUGAAACUGAAAGAUAUUCUAGUUAAAUAAAGAAACCCUUCGAAGAUGAUGCAUUACAGCAAGAAAAGGAAACCAAAAUCACAGACCUCUGGCAGAGUAUUAACUUGCUUACGGGUACUCUGGGUAUUGUUACAAAACUUCUUGGAGUGUUUAACUGAUGGAGAUGAAAAACAGUUAAUAGGAAAUAUAGACUGGAAUUAACUGCAGACACCGUCAAAAACACUGUUGUAUAGAACACCAAAUAACUGAAAGGACGCAUAGCUUGAGAUUGACACUUAUCACUUUUUAACCCUUUAAGUCCCAAUAGUGACCAAGAUCAAUUUUCUCCUAACAAUAUCCAUACACUGUCAAGAGAUAAGGUUAUGAGAAGUAAUAAAAUGAUCACCUGAGAGAAAAUGCCCUGAUCUAUCAUCAAAUUCUCUCAACUAAUUCCUUAAGGAACUGCAUGGAGACCAGUUUGGAGAAUUUGUAUGUGGAUACCGGGGCUUAAAGAGUUAAAAGUAAUACAACUAGAAGUGGGAAGCAACCUAAUUUUUAUGCGUGGACUAUUUCACUUUGAAAACAGACAAAUUUCAUCAGAUGUCUUCUUUCGUGGAGUCAAAGAUGGCGAGCCUGAUGACAAAUUCAGGAAGUGAUUUUGUGGAAUAUAAUAAGAGGCAGCUAAGCCGAAUUUACCCAGCUGGUGGGAGAGUGGACUCCAGCAAUUAUAACCCUCAACAAGCUUGGAAUGCGGGCUGUCAGAUAGGUAUGCGAUGAACAGACGAAACUUAUUCUUUUUGUAUUUUUGUAGUCUGUAACCUCUGUAUACACGUUUCCGCGUCUAUUGUUAUUCUCUACCAGUCUUAUUUUUUCUUUAUUUUUGUAUUUUUUUAAAUAUUUCAACCGUUUAUUCCACUUUUCGUUAACUUUUCUAGCCCCUGGUGAAGGUUAUAUUGAAUUUUUCCCAACAGAAAUAUUGGGCAAAUAGAUUCAUAGCUGUCUGACAUCAUUAUAAAACACAUUUGAUGCCGGAAAACAUGAUUUUUUAGGUUAACUCCAUGUAUUCCGGCUUUUUCUGGAAUACGGUCAAAGGUCAUUUGAACGGGCCUUUAACUACAUUGUUCAUUUUUUUUUUUUUGUCGUUUUUCUGUUCUCCGUAGUUGCUCUUAAUUACCAAACGGAUUCGGAACCCAUGCAUCUGAACCAAGGCAAAUUCAGAGUUAAUGGACGCGCAGGAUAUAUCUUGAAACCAAAACACCUCAGAGACCGUAAGUACUUUAAAAACAUUAGUUUAGUGCAAAUCAGUAAAAUGCGCUGGAAUUAAACAUCAUUCAUCAGUGGGUGAUUUGAAUACUUUUGAUUGACUCUGUAGCUUCAUUCAACUUUAACCCUCAUACAAAGACUGAGAUUCCAGGAAUAGAGAAGAUAAAGAUACAUAUAAAGGUAAACUCGUUAUGACUCUCAACUGUUGGGCACUUACACAGCCUAUUUUUUCGUAGUGAAGGAGCGCUCUUUAUGCAUGGCUUUAGUAUUGUAUAUGUGUAAAAUUUUGAAAAAAAAAGUGUCCUUUUUAUGUGUUAUUUUGUGUUUUUGCUUUUCGCCUCGAUUAUCUAUAAACCUACUCGCGAGAUAGCCUCCGAACUGCAGACGUAUUUCCGGUCGUCGACCGCUUUUCUCCCCCCGAAAAUAUCUUGUUUUACUUUCCGGAGGGAGAGAUCGACGACCGGAGAUAAGGUCUGUAGUUCGCAGGCUACUCGCGGGAAGAAAACAUCACUUUGUUCUAAAACAUUUAAUCACUUCUAGAAAUGAAAUUACUGGUUUUAUUUUUGUUGUACAUACCACGUACUGAGAAGCAAGUUGUAAAGCCGCAAGCCACAAGAAAUGAGUGCGUACAUAGGCUAAGACAUAGCAGUUUGCUUCUUCUUUUAAUUGCCUCUAUCGUCUACAUGUUGCAAGGCGCCUCUAAGGAAAAUGAUGGGUUUGCCCCAGUCUAUACUUCACCAGGCUUUCUUCUCGAUUCAGAUAUCUCGUAUGUGUUUGAAAGGACAAAUAUGCGGCCUGUACCUUGAGGGUAAUGGGUAGAGACAAUUAUAGUGGUUUUAAAGUGUAUGUGUUGAAAACCCCAAAUAAAUAACGUAGUUUUACGAAAUUAAUGUCAUUCACCUGAAAUCGUUGAGUUUGAUUGUUAGGAUAUCAUUAUUUUAGCAUGACGUCAAUUCCGUAUGUGGAAAAAAUUUUCUUUUUCAUGAAUAAUGUGGCAGUUCUUCACUUUUGUGUGCGAUCGUGUAGACAUGCCGCGUGUUUCUCUAUAUUUCAUCUUGAAUAUAUUCACAGGUCAUUUCUGGUCAACAACUUCCAAAGCCUGCGGGAACUAAAGGAGAGGCGAAGGUCAAAGGAGAAGUAUGUAAAGAAGAUAUAUAGAAGAAUAAAUAGUCUGUCUUUCUAUGCCGCUAUUCCAUAGUGGUAGGGACUUUUACCAUGUAGAAGGCAUGUCGGCGUAAUUUGAGCGGCAAGGAGAGACUUAUCCCGUACCCACCGAUUUCACACCUGUAACCGUGAGAGAUUUGGAUACUUUCUUCUUAUUUCUUCUGCAUACCAUUUCGAACCAUUGCUACCUAUUUCGUCCUUCUCCAUUCCUCACGCGAGCUUUUUUCUUCCGAAUUUUCUUCUUUCUUUACUGCAAAUUAUCACUAACGGUUAAUGUUUCUUUUUUUUUGACCCUGUUUAUUCACGUAGGCUUUCGCUUUUUUCUCUCGGAUUCGUUCGUCCUACCUACUCCACCACCCUCGCCCUUUUCCUUGCGUGAUUGACGUUUUUCCUUGUUUUGCCUUUCAGGUUAUUGAUCCGUAUGUUAAGGUGGAUUUUCAUGGUAUACCAGCAGACACUGCCAGCUUUAAAACAAAAGUCGUCAAAGAUAAUGGUGAGCAGAUUCAAUUGAUAGCUAAUGGAUACACCGUUCAUAGAACUUGUCCUCUUUACUCUUACUCUCUAGGUGUACCUAUUUCGCAAAUGUAAGGUGUUCAUUGUCUAUUGUAAUAUACUAUCACAUUCUACGCUAGGAUGUCUUAAGUUGAUUUCCACUUGUUGCUGUUUUGUUUUUAUGUAGGUUUUAACCCAAUGUGGAAGGAAACAUUUGAAAAAGAGCUUCUUAUGCCAGAGCUGGCUAUGAUUAGGUUUGUGGUUUUUGACGAAGACGUUGGUUCUCGUGACGACUUCAUUGGACAAUUCUCGUUACCCUUCACCAGCGUUAGACCGGGU
This is a messenger RNA of Porites evermanni, 12659 nucleotides long. The record is from the annotation of a GenBank genome assembly. Lineage: Eukaryota; Metazoa; Cnidaria; Anthozoa; Scleractinia; Poritidae.